Molecule: messenger RNA, 1903 nt
Organism: Cynoglossus semilaevis (tongue sole)
Lineage: Eukaryota; Metazoa; Chordata; Actinopteri; Pleuronectiformes; Cynoglossidae
Gene: cct4
Product: chaperonin containing TCP1, subunit 4 (delta)
Exons: 13
Coding region: 171-1781 (536 amino acids)
Biological process (GO): protein folding
Molecular function (GO): ATP-dependent protein folding chaperone; ATP binding; ATP hydrolysis activity
Source: RefSeq, a predicted model, not a curated record
ACAGCCGGGUCCUUCUCUUUUCCGCAACAGGCCGUGGCUCUGGAAGAUUCUGGGCAGCACUGGGUGGAUCUAAUAUAAUCUUUAUCCAUCUGCAGCCGAACCGCGGUCUAUUGGUACCGUGGUCCAUCUAAAGUCUCCUCUUCACACUUUUCAUCCGUUACAACGUUAAGAUGCCUGAAGGAAUGGCGGCAUCGAAAGUCUUCAGCGGAGGCAAAAACAAAGGGAGGGCGUAUGUGGACCGAGACAAGCCGGCCCAGAUUCGGUUUAGCAACAUCUCUGCCGCAAAGGCUGUUGCAGAUGCCAUCAGAACAAGUCUAGGACCCAAAGGCAUGGACAAGAUGAUUCAGGAUGAGAAAGGUGACGUUACCAUCACCAACGAUGGAGCCACCAUUCUUAAACAGAUGCAGGUGCUCCACCCGGCUGCCAAAAUGCUUGUAGAACUGUCCAAAGCCCAGGAUAUAGAGGCCGGAGAUGGCACCACCUCUGUGGUAGUCAUCGCAGGAGCUCUGUUGGACGCCUGCUACAAGCUGCUGCUCAAAGGUAUCCACCCCACCACCAUCUCCGAGUCCUUCCAGAAGGCAGUGGACAAAGGCGUAGAGGUGCUGACAUCCAUGAGUCGUCCUGUGGAGCUUAGCGACCGAGAAACACUGCUCAAUAGCGCCACAACCUCACUGUGCUCAAAAGUUGUGUCUCAAUACUCAAGCCUAUUGGCCCCCAUGAGUGUGGACGCUGUCAUGAGAGUCAUCGACCCGGCUACAGCCACUGGUGUUGACCUGCAGGACAUCAAGAUCAUUAAGAAGCUUGGCGGUACUAUCGACGACUGUGAGCUGGUGGAAGGAUUGGUUCUGACCCAGAGAUUGGCUAACACUGGUGUGAGCCGUGUUGAGAAGGCCAAAAUCGGCCUGAUCCAGUUCUGCCUGUCCCCGCCCAAGACUGACAUGGACAACCAGAUCGUUGUGUCAGACUAUGCCCAGAUGGACCGAGUGCUUCGUGAGGAACGUGCUUAUAUUCUCAACCUGGUGAAGCAGAUCAAGAAAGCUGGCUGCAACGUGCUGCUUAUUCAAAAGUCCAUCCUCAGAGAUGCUCUGAGCGACCUUGCUGUGCACUUCCUGAACAAAAUGAAGAUCAUGGUGGUUAAAGACAUUGAAAGAGAGGACAUCGAAUUCAUCUGCAAGACCAUUGGCACCAAACCAAUCGCCCAUAUCGACCACUUUACUCCAGAGAUGCUGGGAACAGCAGAGCUGGCAGAGGAGGUCAGUCUGGACGGCUCUGGUAAACUAGUGAAGAUCACAGGCUGCACCAGUCCAGGGAAGACAGUCAGCAUCGUGGUUCGAGGCUCCAACAAGUUGGUGAUCGAAGAGGCGGAGAGAUCCAUCCAUGAUGCCCUCUGUGUCAUCCGCUGCUUAGUCAAGAAGAGAGCAUUGAUAGCUGGUGGGGGCGCUGCAGAGAUUGAGCUGGCAGUGCGUUUGGCAGAAUACUCCCGAACUCUGCCCGGCAUGGAGGCCUACUGUGUGAGGGCAUAUGCUGAUGCGCUAGAGGUGAUUCCCUCCACACUGGCAGAGAACGCCGGCCUCAACCCUAUCUCCACGGUUACUGAGCUGCGCAACCGCCAUGCCCAGGGCGAAAAGAUGGCCGGAAUCAACGUGAGAAAGGGUGGUAUCUCUAACAUCCUGGAGGAGCUGGUGGUUCAACCAUUGCUGGUUUCAAUCAGCGCUGUUACUCUGGCCACAGAGACCGUCCGCAGCAUUCUCAAGAUCGACGACCUGGUGAACACUCGGUAAGAGGUUUGGAGUCGUAAAGCCAAGAGAGAUCAGAGGAAUCUGUCCACUAACAGUUCCACUGUAUGUGUUACUUUACAUAAUUUAAUGCUAAUAAAAUAAAGGCUUUUUUUGUUCACACUCCA